CUAUCUCAGAUUUUAUCACUCGAAGUCUCGAACUACGUUCAUCUAGUAGCUUCACCACCAAAACCAUCAUUUAGGAAUCUGCAAAGAGAGAAAAUGGCGAUGUCUUACGAGCAAGAGCACCCUAAGAAGGCAUUUGGAUGGGCUGCAAUAGAUUCAUCUGGUGUUCUCUCUCCUUUCGGUUUCUCCAGAAGGGCAACUGGAGAGAAAGACGUGACGUUCAAAGUGUUGUACUGUGGGGUUUGCCAUUCGGACCUUCACAUGGUCAAGAACGAAUGGGGCUUCUCUACUUAUCCACUAGUUCCCGGGCAUGAGAUUGUUGGGGAAGUGACGGAAGUAGGCAGCAGCGUACAAAAAUUCAAAGUUGGAGACAAAGUCGGUGUUGGAUGCAUGGUGGGAUCUUGCCGAUCUUGUGAUAGUUGUACCGACCACCUUGAAAACUACUGCGCCAAACAUAUACAAACCUACGGUUCCAAGUACUAUGACGGAACCACCACCUAUGGCGGUUACUCCGACAUCAUGGUGGCCGAUGAGCACUUUGUAGUCCGCAUCCCGGACAACCUACCUCCUGAUGGUGCUGCUCCACUCCUAUGUGCCGGGAUUACAACCUACAGCCCUUUGAGAUAUUUUGGACUUGACAAGCCCGGCAUGCAUGUUGGUGUGGUUGGCCUUGGCGGUUUAGGCCAUGUCGCGGUGAAGUUUGCCAAGGCUAUGGGAGUGAAGGUCACAGUGAUCAGUACGUCCCCUAAGAAAGAGGAGGAAGCUAUUAAACACCUAGGAGCGGACUCCUUUUUGGUUAGUCGUGACCAAGAGCAAAUGCAGGCUGCCAUUGCAACCAUGGAUGGGAUCAUUGACACAGUUUCUGCACACCAUCCUCUUCAGCCUUUGAUUGCUCUGUUGAAGUCUCAUGGAAAGCUAGUUAUGGUUGGUGCACCGGAGAAGCCUCUUGAGCUUCCUGUUUUUUCUUUGCUCAUGGGUAAGAAGAUGGUAGCUGGUAGCGGCAUUGGAGGUAUGAAGGAAACACAAGAGAUGAUUGAUUUUGCAGCCAAGCACAAUAUAACGGCAGACAUUGAAGUUAUCCCGAUCGACUAA
Argentina anserina (silverweed cinquefoil) is the source of this 1089-nucleotide messenger RNA. RefSeq names its product probable mannitol dehydrogenase. Gene Ontology annotation, biological process: lignin biosynthetic process. The transcript has 5 exons. The record is from RefSeq and is a predicted model, not a curated record. NCBI's taxonomy places the organism in Eukaryota, Viridiplantae, Streptophyta, Magnoliopsida, Rosales, Rosaceae. Gene Ontology annotation, molecular function: cinnamyl-alcohol dehydrogenase activity; zinc ion binding. The coding region runs from base 94 to 1089 and encodes 331 amino acids.